CCAGCAAUUUGAGGGGCAAAAAUUAAAGACAGUGCAUUUUGAAGUGCAUGGAGUCCGCACAUAAAAAUGAUCGAUUAUAGCAACGUAACGUGGCCCUAGGGCAAGCUAAUAAAGCAGGUUUUGUCUUUUUCUUUCUUUUCCCCGGGGUUGAAGUGUUUAGACGAUUGAAUCGAUCAAUUUACUACCAAAGUGAUCAAUUUUUAGUAUAAUCUUUUGUUCUUUUAACUUUCUUGAAAUAACCAUACAAACAUACAUACAACCUUUUCUUUUUCUUUCAUGUGUUUUUUUUUUCUUCAUGUUGACUUGCUAUAAAUUUAGCCUUUUUCUCAAUUUGGAUCGCACUCUUCCUUUUCUCUCUCUCUCUCUAUCUAUCUAUCUCUCUGUGUUACUCAGCUCAUAACACAGUCUGAAUUUCACACAAAGCCACUGCCUUCUACUUUUACCUUGGUGUCUCUCACUCUCUCAGCUCAGAAGGCGGUGACGGGUUCCAUUUUUCUGUAUUUGCAAGAUCAACAUGGAGAAUCAGGAGAUUCCCCAGCUUCUUCCAGGUUUUACAUUUAAUCCUAAAGAAGAACAACUUGUUGGAUUUUACCUCAAGAACAAGGUUAAUUCCGAGUAUCAUGGCGAUGUCAUCCCUGAUAUUGAUCUUCGUAUGGAGCCCUGGGACAUCAAAGCUAAAGUACCGGGAUAUGAAGAACAAGACGAGUGGUAUUAUUUCGGGCGUAACAACAGGAAAUAUGCGACAGGAACAAAAAUAGAUAGAACCACACAAGCUGGAUACUGGAAGGUAUCAGGAUCAGAUAAGGCAGUGUUUUCAAAGAAUGGGGAGAUAAUUGGUACAAAGAGGAGCCUUGUUUUCUAUAAAGGACGAGCUCCUAAAGGAACCAGAACUAAUUGGACUACUUAUGAAUAUCGUCUCCUAACCUCCCAACAUGGACCUCCUGAUCAGACUCAGGAAUAUCAAGAAUGGGUUGUAUGCAAGGGAUUCAUCAAGCAAAGUCCAAACAAUAAGUCAUGUUUAGAAUCGAUGAAUAAUGAUUUGUGUAUUAAAGCAAUUACGAGCAACCCAAGUUCAACAAUGCAUCAUAAUGAUCCUUCCAAUCCAAUAUUUAACCAAACAUCAAAUUUCAAUCAAUUCACCUUUAAUCCCUCUCAUCAUCAAGAUGGUCUCAUCUCUAGCCAAAUUGGCGAUGAACUCCCACAACCUCGUGAUAUUCCCAAUACCAUUUCAACAAUGUUGGGUACAAAAGAAGAUCAAGGCCUUUAUGUGCAAAACUCUAUAGCCAACAAGAUGAGUGCUAACAAUGAAGAAGAGAAGAGUAGCCAAUUCAUGCUUGAGCCUGCAACAUCUUCUUAUUCGUUCCCUAAUUUUCCAUUAGCCAUCACUAGUACUUCUGACGAUGAUAUGAUGAGCCAAUUGCUUGAAGACUACCCAACUAUGUACAUCUAGCGGCCUCCAAGGAGAAGAAAAAUCUGUUUUGCAAAAACUAUCUCAUAGUAUAUAAUUAAAAGUUGAGAUGCUUCUAUAUACAUUGAAAUAUAGCUUGAUACGUGGCAUGAAGAAAGAAGGACGUGUGGCAAAACGGAGAUGAAUUGGAGUUUGGUUUAAUUUAUCCGGAAAGAAGAAUUUCAUAUGUGCACCAGACCAAGAGUUAUGGAGCAAUUGACAUGGGACAUUUAGCAUUAUUUAUUGGUUAUCAUUGCCCAUUAUUAGGCUAGAUAUACAACAUAGCUGACAUUUAUCAACUAUUAAAGGAGCUUCGAGCUCAGUGUAAUGAUCAUCUGAAAAACAUAUAUCCUACAUACAGUUGCAUGCUUUAAUUCUAGUUAUACACAAAAACGUUCUUUUACUAUUCUUUUUGGUCCAAGUAAUUAACACAAGUUCUACAAGGCCAAGUGUUC
Molecule: messenger RNA, 1902 nt
Organism: Lycium barbarum (goji berry)
Lineage: Eukaryota; Viridiplantae; Streptophyta; Magnoliopsida; Solanales; Solanaceae
Product: NAC domain-containing protein 30-like
Exons: 4
Coding region: 515-1450 (311 amino acids)
Biological process (GO): regulation of DNA-templated transcription
Molecular function (GO): DNA binding
Source: RefSeq, a predicted model, not a curated record